Messenger RNA from Symbiodinium sp. CCMP2456, 1398 nucleotides. The record is from the annotation of a GenBank genome assembly. Lineage: Eukaryota; Dinophyceae; Suessiales; Symbiodiniaceae.
AUGGAUGAAGCAGCAUGCCAAGCCUAUGAUUAUGGGGUGCGAUCUCCUGUGCGAGAUGCCUGGACACCAGAGAAUGAGAAGCCAGGUCCGCUGCAGGCCAGGUCCGAAUGCAGUGACCGCUUCAUCCCGAGCAGAGCUGCUUCGGACCUUGAGAGUGGGCUGACGCUGCUCUCAGAGAGCUCUCGGCCACCAGAAGCGCGCGACGAGAACAACUCGGUCUAUGCGCAACUUCUCCGGAGCGAGCUCCUUGGGAUCCGCCCGGGGUCCGCCGAGAAGGAGGAAAAGCCCUUUAGGUCUCCAGACAGCAAAAGCCUCUUCAAAUACAAGAGCUGCCCGCAGGUCAGUCACGAGGAUGCCUUUUCCUUGUCACCCGUUUCCUUCCAGAGCAGCCGCUUGCUGAGCACACCCCGAAAGGCGCCAAGAAAGAUCGCAAAAGUGCCUUUCAAGGUCCUGGACGCUCCUCAGCUGCAGGACGACUUCUAUCUGAACCUGGUAGAUUGGUCCUCGGCGAAUGUGCUGUCGGUAGGUCUAAGCAACUGUGUGUACCUUUGGAGCGCCUGCACCAGCCGUGUCACCAAGCUUUGCGAUUUGGGGCCGGAUGAUACCGUGACCUCGGUUUCAUGGACCCAGAGGGGGGCUCACCUCGCCGUUGGAACGAACAAGGGCGAGGUCCAGAUUUGGGACUCCACGCAAUGUCGCAAAAUGCGAACAAUGAGUGGACAUCUGGGCAGAGUUGGCACAAUGGCAUGGAAUGGUUUCGUUCUGUCCACCGGGAGCAGGGAUCACCACAUCCUUCACCGAGACGUCCGCCAACCGGCACCCUUCAUGUCCAAGCUUCAUGGCCAUCGACAGGAGGUUUGCGGCUUAAAGUGGUCUUUCGACGAGCAACAGCUGGCCUCCGGUGGGAAUGACAACAAGCUCUGCGUUUGGUCGUUGAAAUCCACCGAGCCGGUGCUGAAGUUUAAUCGCCACCAAGCAGCCGUGAAGGCAAUUGCGUGGUCCCCACACCAGCACGGGUUGCUGGCCUCCGGAGGCGGGACUGCAGACAGGUGCAUCCGUUUCUGGAACACCGUCAACAACAUGCCUUUAUCGUGCAUUGACACCGGUUCUCAGGUGUGUAACCUCGUCUGGUCCAAGAAUCUGAACGAGAUUGUGAGCACUCAUGGCUACUCUCUCAAUCAGAUCAUCCUGUGGAAGUACCCUUCCAUGACCAAGGUGGCGACUCUCACCGGGCACACCUACAGGGUCCUCUACUUGGCCAUCUCGCCCGAUGGUCAGACGGUCGUGACUGGUGCAGGGGAUGAGACGCUUCGCUUUUGGAACGUGUUUCCAAGCACAAAAUCAAGGUCUGGGUCGAGCCUGUCCUUCUCGCUUCCUCUCGGCCGCACGAUCCGGUGA